AUGGCCUGCCUCCAUGAGACCCGCACACCCUCCCCUUCCUUUGGGGGAUUCGUGUCCACCCUAAGCGAGGCAUCCAUGCGCAAGCUGGACCCAGACACUUCCGACUGCACCCCCGAGAAGGACCUGACGCCUACCCAUGUCCUGCAACUCCACGAGCAGGAUGCAGGGGGCCCAGGGGGAGCCACUGGGUCCCCUGAGAGUCGGGCGUCCAGGGUCCGAGCGGAUGAGGUACGGCUUCAGUGCCAGAGCGGCAGCGGCUUCCUGGAGGGCCUCUUCGGCUGCCUGCGCCCUGUCUGGACCAUGAUCGGCAAAGCCUACUCCACGGAGCACAAGCAGCAACAGGAAGACCUUUGGGAGGUCCCCUUUGAGGAAAUCCUGGACCUGCAGUGGGUGGGCUCAGGGGCCCAGGGCGCCGUCUUCCUGGGGCGCUUCCAUGGGGAGGAGGUGGCUGUGAAGAAGGUGCGGGACCUGAAGGAAACUGACAUCAAGCACCUACGAAAGCUGAAGCACCCAAACAUCAUCACCUUCAAGGGUGUGUGCACCCAGGCUCCCUGCUACUGCAUUCUCAUGGAGUUCUGCGCCCAGGGCCAGCUGUACGAGGUGCUGCGGGCGGGCCGCCCCGUCACGCCCUCCCUGCUGGUCGACUGGUCCAUGGGCAUCGCCGGUGGCAUGAACUACCUGCACCUGCACAAGAUCAUCCAUCGGGACCUCAAGUCCCCCAACAUGCUAAUCACCUACGACGAUGUGGUGAAGAUCUCCGAUUUUGGCACUUCCAAGGAGCUGAGUGACAAGAGCACCAAGAUGUCCUUUGCAGGGACAGUAGCCUGGAUGGCCCCUGAAGUGAUCCGCAACGAACCUGUGUCUGAGAAGGUUGACAUCUGGUCCUUUGGCGUAGUGCUGUGGGAGCUGCUGACUGGUGAGAUCCCCUACAAAGAUGUAGAUUCCUCAGCCAUCAUCUGGGGUGUGGGAAGCAACAGUCUCCAUCUACCUGUGCCCUCCAGCUGCCCAGACGGCUUCAAAAUCCUGCUUCGCCAGUGCUGGAACAGCAAACCACGAAACCGCCCAUCAUUCCGACAGAUCCUGCUGCAUCUGGACAUUGCCUCAGCUGACGUACUCUCCACACCCCAGGAGACUUACUUUAAGUCCCAGGCAGAGUGGCGUGAAGAGGUAAAGCUACAUUUUGAAAAAAUUAAGUCAGAAGGGACCUGUCUGCACCGCCUAGAAGAGGAGCUGGUGAUGCGGAGGAGGGAGGAGCUCAGACAUGCCCUGGACAUCAGGGAACACUAUGAGCGGAAGCUGGAGAGAGCCAACAACCUGUACAUGGAACUUAAUGCCCUUAUGUUGCAGCUGGAGCUGAAGGAACGGGAGCUACUCAGGAGGGAGCAAGCUUUAGAGCGGCGGUGUCCAGGUCUGCUGAAGUCACACCCUUCCCGGGGCCUGCUGCACGGGAACACAAUGGAGAAGCUAAUCAAGAAGAGGAAUGUCCCACAGAAACUGUCGCCCCACAGCAAAAGGCCAGAUAUCCUCAAGACUGAGUCUUUGCUACCCAAGCUAGAUGCAGCCCUGAGUGGGGUGGGGCUUCCUGGGUGUGCUAAGGGCCCCCCCUCACCAGGACGGAGUCGCCGUGGCAAGACUCGUCACCGCAAGGCCAGCGCCAAGGGCAGCUGUGGGGACCUGCCUGGGCUUCGUGCAGCUGUGCCGCCCCAUGAACCUGGGGGACCAGGAAGCCCUGUGGGGCUAGGAGGGGGACCCUCCGCCUGGGAAGCCUGCCCUCCCGCCCUCCGUGGGCUCCACCAUGAUCUCCUGCUCCGAAAGAUGUCUUCAUCAUCGCCAGAUCUGCUGUCAGCAGCAUUGGGAGCCCGGGGCCGGGGGGCCACAGGGGGAGCUGGGGAUCCUGGCUCCCCACCUCCAGCCCGGGGAGACACGCCCCCAAGCGAGGGAUCAGCACCUGGCUCCACCAGCCCGGAUUCACCAGGGGGAGCCAAAGGGGAGCCGCCCCCACCAGUAGGACCUGGUGAUGGUGUAGGGCUGCUGGGAACUGGAAGGGAAGGGACGGCGGGACGGGGAAGCCGGGCUGGGUCCCAGCACUUGACCCCAGCCGCACUGCUGUACAGGGCUGCCGUCACCCGAAGCAGCCAGAAACGUGGCAUCUCAUCAGAGGAAGAGGAAGGAGAGGUGGACAGCGAAGUGGAACUGACCUCAAGCCAGAGGUGGCCUCAGGGCCUGAAAAUGCGCCAGUCACUAUCUACCUUCAGCUCAGAGAAUCCAUCGGAUGGGGAGGAAGGCACAGCUAGUGAGCCUUCCCCCAGUGGCACGCCUGAAGUUGGCAGUACCAACACAGAUGAGCGGCCAGAUGAACGGUCUGAUGACAUGUGCUCACAGGGCUCAGAAAUCCCACUGGACCCACCAGCUUCUGAGGUGGUUACUGGCCCAGAACCCAGCUCCUUGCCCGUCCCACACCACGACCUACUCAGAGGGGAGCAGGGCCCUCCCAAGGCUGAGGACUCAGACUGUGACAGCACUGACCUGGACCCCAGCAGUGGUGAAGCCUUGCGGCCCCCAGCCUCCCUCCCUCCAUGAAAGCCACCCUAUCCCUGUACAUAGAGAAAUAUUUAUAUAAGUAAUAUAUAUGCGCCACAUAAUCAAUAAAGACAGGGCUGUCCCAGCCUUAAGUUGGGCUCGAGGGAGACUGACCCCCUAACCAAGUCACCUGAUAACUCUCGGGACACUGGCAGCUGUGGAAAUGAAGGAUGAACACUGCCCUAGAGACAUGGUUAAGGGCAAACUGGCCCCUUCCUGCUUUGCCCCCGUGAGUUCAGCCAGUGGUGAGGCAACAUGAAAGCCCAACUUGCCUAUGUUCCUUUACUUUUUCUGCCCAGACCCUAAGGAGCAGGAAAGGGAGCCAUUUAGACUGCACUUUUUUUGGUUUUGUUUACUCUGUUUACACAUUUUGCACUUGGGAGGAGGGAGGCUAAGGCGGGGUCCUCCCCUCUGAGGUUUCUCAGGUGGCAGUGUAAUUUCUUUGUCCCUCCAUUUCUCUGCCCAAGCCCUGGCUUAGGGCCUAGGGGAGGCCAGGAGAUUGUGAAAGCAUGUGAUGGCUCAGGCUGAAGAACUGGGGUAU
Molecule: messenger RNA, 3121 nt
Organism: Budorcas taxicolor (takin)
Lineage: Eukaryota; Metazoa; Chordata; Mammalia; Artiodactyla; Bovidae
Gene: MAP3K12
Product: mitogen-activated protein kinase kinase kinase 12
Exons: 14
Coding region: 1-2580 (859 amino acids)
Biological process (GO): JNK cascade; protein autophosphorylation
Molecular function (GO): ATP binding; JUN kinase kinase kinase activity
Source: RefSeq, a predicted model, not a curated record